This is a messenger RNA of Apis florea (little honeybee), 2824 nucleotides long. It is a transcript of the gene Or26, whose product is annotated as odorant receptor 26. Gene Ontology annotation, biological process: sensory perception of smell; detection of chemical stimulus involved in sensory perception of smell. Gene Ontology annotation, cellular component: plasma membrane. Gene Ontology annotation, molecular function: olfactory receptor activity; odorant binding. The record is from RefSeq and is a predicted model, not a curated record. NCBI's taxonomy places the organism in Eukaryota, Metazoa, Arthropoda, Insecta, Hymenoptera, Apidae.
UCGUCAUCAUCAACCCUUGUCAUAUUCAUAAUUCAUAAACCGACAAACUAAUAAUUGAGAGGGGUCGAACUUCUUUGAAAAAUAUUAUUUUCUUCCACCCUUUCGAAUCGAAAUUCGAGCGCAAGCGCAAUGCGAUUUUCCAUUUCAAUCAUCAUCGAACCACCGACAUUUAGUAUCCAGCGAGCUCUCGAGCGUCAACGAUGGAAAAACAAGAGUGCGUCAUCGCGCAGGAUGACGAUAAAAAGGCGAAUUUGAGCAUACAGUGGAAUCGUUGGUUGUUGACACCGAUCGGUGCCUGGCCAAAUUUACGCAAAUCAAGAAUAGGAAAAUGUUAUUCCUUGCUGAUCAGUAUUAUUUGUUACGGUUUGAUCGGUUUUAUGCUCGUGUCUUGUAGCAUGUUUUUGAUAGUGGAAAUCAAGAAGGUAUAUAACAGAAUCAAAAUGGUUGGUCCAUUGAGUUUCUUCUUGAUGACAUUCAUGAAAUAUUAUUUGCUAUUACUCCAUGAAAAUAACAUACGUGAAGGUAUCGAAUGCAUCGAAUGGGACUGGAAGAACGUGAAACACGAAGAAGAUAGGAAUAUCAUGAUCACGUAUGCGAAUUAUGGAAGGAAAUUAGUAUUCAUUUGCACAUUUUUCAUGUAUAGUGCAUUUGCAUUUUACUAUCUAGUCUUGCCGUUUAGCGUGGGGAAAAUAGAAGAUGGAAAUUUGACGUUUAUCCAAUUACCAUUUCCUUCGUCGAGUUUGAUCGCUGAUGUGCGUUAUAGUCCUUACAAUGAAAUCGUAUUGUCCAUUCAAAUUCUGACAGGUGUCGUGAUGCACGCUAUAACAUCGGCAGCUUGUAGUAUAGCCGCUGUAUUCGCAGUGCAUGCAUGUGGACAAAUGCAGGUGUUGAUGAACUGGUUGGAUCACUUGGUGGAUGGCCGAUCGGAUAUGAGCAAGGCUGUAGAUGACAGAAUUGCAAAUAUUGUAAUUCAACAUGAUCGAAUAUUAAAAUUUUUGGCACUUACAGAAAAAGCGCUUCAGCAAAUAUCUUUUGUAGAAUUUUUAGGCUGUACUGCGAAUAUGUGCCUUCUCGGAUAUUAUUUAAUAGUGGAAUGGAAUCCGAAAGAAAUAAUACUUUCAGUAACUUACGUAGCUUUAAUCAUAUCUAUCACUUUCAAUAUCUUCAUAUUUUGUUAUAUAGGCGAUCUGGUUGCCGAACAGUGUCAGAAAGUUGGUGAAAUGGCGUAUAUGAUCGAAUGGUAUCGAUUAACAGGCAAAAAAAAACUUUGCUGCAUUUUGAUCAUUGCAAUGUCCAAUUCAUCGGUAAAAUUUACAGCUGGAAAUAUGGUUGAAUUAUCCAUCUAUACUUUUAGCGAUGUAAAUGCAACCAAACAUUUGUACUAUAGCGAUUCGUAUCAAAGAAAAAAGUUCGCGCAUGCGCCAUUUUACCCGACUAUUAAAGCUCAAACUCAAGUCACUAUUCAUUCGACGAACGUCCUACGUGAAGUAUCUAUAAUGAAUCAAGUAAACGAACAAUCUGUAUCAAACGUGUCUUAUGCUCGCGAUUACGAGUACAGCAUUCAGGUGAAUCGUUGGUUCCUAAAACCGAUCGGUGCCUGGCCGAAUCUCACGAAGACCUCGAGAACUGAAAAAUUACUCGUCAAAUUAUUAAACUUUAUCUGCCAUUCGCUGAUUAUUUUCACGGUGAUCCCAUGCGCGAUGUACAUUAUCUACGAAGACGAGAAUUUGAAGACGAGGAUGAAGGCAAUCGGGCCGAUAAGCCAUUGGAUGAUGGGAGAAUUGAAUUAUUGUUGUCUAUUGAUGAGAGCAAAGGAGAUCGUCUAUUGCAUCGAGCAUGUGGAACAUGAUUGGAAAACAGUUCGAAGGGCCAACGAUCGAGAGUUGAUGCUAAAGAGCGCCAAGCUCGGUCGUUUCAUUGCGUGCAUCGCUGCACUUUGCAUGCAUAGCGGAAUUAUGUCUUACAACUUGAUCACAGGUUUCAAAAAGAUAACAUUUCAAAUUGGAAAUGACAGCUACUCAAUGUAUCGUUUACCUUGUCCAUUCUACACGAAUCUGUUAGAUGUUAGGUUCAGUCCCAUGAACGAGAUCGUAUUCGUUCUACAACUCGUCUCCGGAUUCAUCGUAACCUCGGUCACAGUCGGAGCUUGCGGACUGGCCGCCGUAUUAGCAAUGCACGCGUGCGGCCAGUUCAACGUGGUGAUGGCCAGGUCGGAUAACUUGGUGAAGGAUAACAAUGAGAAGAAACAGGACGAGCACACGCUUCACAAGAAGCUUGGUUUUAUCGUUGAGCAUCAUCUACGAACAUUAAGUCUUGUAUGGUAUAUGGAAAAAGUUAUGAAUAUGAUUUGCUUGGUUGAAUUGGUGGGAUGUACAAUGAACAUGUGUAUACUUAAAUAUUAUUUUCUCACGGAAAAAUCAAAAACAAUAUUAGCUAUAUACGCUAUCGUAUAUGCAUCUAUGGUCUUUAACAUAUUUAUAUUUUGUUAUAUAGCAGAGAUAGUUACGGAACAGGGCAAAAAAGUGGGAGAAAAAUUUUAUAUGACUGAAUGGUAUCAAUUACCUCAUAAAACUGCUCUCGGUUUAGUAUUAAUCAUCUCAAGAUCGAGUAUGGUAAUUAAAAUCACUGCUGGAAAAUUCAUACAAAUUUCUAUCGCGACUUUUGCCGCUGUAUUUAAAGCAUCUUUUGCAUACCUCAAUAUGAUCCGUACAAUUGCGAUGUGAAUGGCGAUAUAUGAAAUGUGCAACUUCUAAUAUUGUAGAUAUUUUACAUACCGAAAAGAGAAAAAGAAAGUAAACAUUCAUUAUUAUCCAUGUUAUCACUA